AUGAAGAUCACCAGUGAUGCUGAGCCGCUGCCAGGCUGGAAGAAGUGGCUGGGAAAGCUCCGUGCUGCCCGACAGCUGAUCGAUAGGGGCUGUGAGGAGUGCCCAAAAAGUGAGGACGUGUGGCUGGAGGCGUGUCGGCUUUCGGUGGAUGAAGCCGCCAAGAAGGCUGUGAUUGCACGUGGGGUGAAGGCAAUCCCCAGGUCGGUCAAACUGUGGAUGCAAGCGUCUAAGCUCGAGGGGGAUGACGUGGACAAGAGGAGUCGAGUGUUGAGAAAAGCACUAGAGCACGUUCCAUACUCAGUGAAGCUGUGGAAGGCGGUUGUGGAGCUCGCGAAUGAGAAUGAUGCCCGUCUCCUGCUGCAGAGGGCGGUCGAGUGCUGCCCAUUUCACGUUGAGCUGUGGCUGGCACUUGUGAGGCUCGAGUCGUACGAGAAUGCAAAGAAGGUGCUGAACAAGGCCAGGUCAAAGCUUCCUAAGGAGCCAGCCAUAUGGAUCACGGCCGCAAAGCUUGAGGAGAUCAAUAGUGGUGGUAGUAACGAUAGAAACACCGAAAAGAUUAUAGAAAAUGCAACUAAGGCUAUACAAAUGGACAGGGAAUCGUGGAUGAAAGAGGUGGAGGCGGUCGAGAGAGGCAGUUAUGUGGCGACCUGCCGGGCUAUAAUUUGCUGCACUGUUGGGAUUGGGGUGGAGGAAGAGGAUAGGAAGAGGACGUGGGUUGCUGAUGCUGAGGAGUGUGAGAAGAGAGGUUCGAUUGAGACAGCUAGGGCCAUCUAUGCCCAUGCACUCACUGUAUUCAGGACCAAAAAGAGCAUAUGGGUUAAGGCAGCUCGGCUUGAAAAGAGCCACGGGAGCAGGGACUCUCUGGACAAGUUGCUGCGUGAGGCCGUCACCUAUGUGCCACAUGCGGAGAUUCUGUGGCUUAUGGGCGCCAAGGAGAAGUGGCUUGCUGGUGAUGUGCCCUCUGCUUGUGCCAUUCUGGAGGAAGCUUAUGCGAAGAUCCCGAACUCAAAUGAGAUUUGGCUUGCGGCCUUUAAACUGGAGUUUGAGAAUCAUGAGCCCGAGAGAGCCCGGAUGAUUCCUGCGAAGGCACGUGAUAGGGGAGGUAAAGAAAGGGUUUGGAUGAAAUCGGCGAUUUUAGAAAGAGAAUUGGGCAAUGCUGAAGAGGAGAGGAUUUUGCUGGACGAGGGGAUUAAACAUUUCCCGUGGUUUUUCAAACUCUGGCUGAUGCUCGGUCAGCUAGGAGAGAGGCAGGGCUCGGAACAAAAGGCAAAGGAAGCAUAUGAGUUGGGCAUCAAGAACUGCCCUGGUUGUGUUCCUCUCUGGCUUUCGCUUGCCCGCUUGGAGGAGAAAGUAAAUGGGCUGAGCAAAGCCCGUGCUGUCCUCACCAUCGCCCGAAAGAAAAACCCUCAGAAUCCUCAGCUCUGUCUUGCUGCCGUCCGGGCUGAAAACCGGCAUGGUAACAAAAAGGAAUCUGAGAUACUAAUGGCAAAGGCACUGCAAGAAUGCCCUAGCAGUGGCAUCCUGUGGGCUGAAUCUAUCGACAUGGCUCCUCGUAAAAAAACCUACUGCAGGGAUGCAUACACAAGGUGUGGGCCCCAUGACCCUCAUGUUCUUGCUGCCGUUGGGAAAACGUUUUGGCGUGAUGGCAAGGUUGAGAAAGCCCGAUCUUGGUUCAACCGGGCCGUUGAGCUUGGCCCGGAUAUUGGGGAUUUUUGGGCGUUGUAUUACAAACUGGAACUCGAGCACGGUACUGAGGCGACUCGGAGUGAGGUGUUGAGCAGGUGUGUGGCAGCAGAACCAAAGCACGGCGAAAAGUGGCAAUCCAUAUCAAAAGCUGUGGAGAAUUCACACCGGCCUACUGAAUUCAUCCUGAAGAAAGUGGUUAUUGCACUAGGGGAGGAUGGAUCUAAAUCCUAG
Molecule: messenger RNA, 1917 nt
Organism: Striga hermonthica
Lineage: Eukaryota; Viridiplantae; Streptophyta; Magnoliopsida; Lamiales; Orobanchaceae
Source: the annotation of a GenBank genome assembly